AUGAAGGUCACCGUCUUCCUCAUCUUGGCAGCUCUCACCGCCACGGAGUCUGUAACAGCAGCUCCACUAAGUGCAGGAGAGACCAACAGUACCAGCCCAAGGUUCUACAAUGGUUCAUGUACCCCAGAAACCAUAACUAUCCGAAGAGAGUGGCGUACACUAAGUGCCGAGGAGAAGGCGGCUUAUAUUCAGGCACAACAGUGUCUGAUCAAGCUUCCUGCCCAGUCAGGCCUGCAGGCAGUCACCUCCCGCUUCAGCGACCUUCAAGGAUCUCACAGGUCCUAUACUGAUACCAUCUACGGCGACAUUAUCCACUAUGUCGGUCAAUUCCUCCCAUGGCAUCGCAUGAUGAUGCACGCAUUUGAGACUCUGAUGCGUAACGAGUGCAACUACACGGGUACCAUGCCAUGGUGGGAUGAGCAAGCCGAUGCUGACUCCGGCAACUUCUUCCGCUCCAAUAUGUGGGAUGCCGACACUGGUUUUGGUGGUAAUGGCACCGAACCUGAUGGUUGCUUGACCGAGGGCCCGUUCGCCAACACCACCGAAUACAUCGGCCCCAUGCUUGAGUACACGACAUACUGCCAAAAGCGUAUCUGGGACAAUGAAUACGGAAUCACCACCGGCAACAGCACCCUCAUCAACCUCUGCAACAGCUACGAGACGUACGAAGACUUUUGGUAUUGUAUUGCUUACUGGCCUCAUCAUGGAGCCCACACGGCGACAGGAGGUCUCAUGGCCGACAAAGAUGCCUCGCCGGGCGACCCGGUCUUCUACCUCCACCACAACUACAUCGACCGUCUCUGGUGGAAGUGGCAAGCUGCAGACAACGAGACGCGGCUAUGGGACAUGAGCGGUAACACCGUCAAUGAGACUCUCUACCCCCAACAAGCCGGCGUGAAAGCCUCGCUCAACACGACGAUCCAGCAGCAGAACAUCAUUCCCGAUAUUCAAAUUCGGGAGGUCAUGAAUGCUCAAGGCGGAUACCUUUGCUACGAUUACGACUACUAA
Molecule: messenger RNA, 1008 nt
Organism: Diaporthe amygdali
Lineage: Eukaryota; Fungi; Ascomycota; Sordariomycetes; Diaporthales; Diaporthaceae
Exons: 3
Coding region: 1-1008 (335 amino acids)
Molecular function (GO): oxidoreductase activity
Source: RefSeq, a predicted model, not a curated record